GAGUGAAUCUAAACGGAGAAGCCGCAAAACAAACCCCAUUGAGUUGCACUCUGCCGCUAGUGGCGUAAUCAUCACAUGGCAAGCUCAAGCCCAAAGUAUUUAAGGCGCCUGUUUCGCACUUUCAGCACCACAGCCACCUCCAACAAGUUGGCAGCCGCCAACUUUGACUCACACCACAACUGUAACGGAGGGAGGAGAACUUUGUUGAAGAUGCCCAGGUCGUUUCUCGUGGAUUCGCUCAUUGUCAGGGACUCCAACGAGAAGGCGUCCCCCAGUGUGUUUGAUAGCAACACGCCUUUACUGCCUUACGCCGUGCAUCCCUCUCAUUCUCUGGCUCUAUCGGCUGGGUCCUGUCAUUCACGGAAGUCAGGCUUGCUGUGUGUAUGCCCCCUGUGUGUUACGGCUUCUCAGCUCCAUCCAGGACCACCUGGUAUCCCAUUCCUUAAGGCGCAGUUCCCCAACUUUAGCCCACAGUACUGUCACUCGGCACUUGGCAGGCACCACCGAACCAGCACAUUGACCGUCGACCAUGGACCAAGCAUCUACUCAGCCGCUUAUCCCAUGGCAGACCCGGGACCGUUUCAUUGUCUCUCUCUCGCUUCCGAGAGCAGUACUAGUCAACUCCAGAGCAGCAAGCGAAUGCGCACCGCCUUCACCAGUACUCAGCUAUUGGAGCUGGAGAGGGAAUUCGCUUCCAAUAUGUACCUGUCCCGUCUCCGGAGGAUCGAAAUCGCCACCUACUUGAACCUGUCGGAGAAACAGGUGAAGAUCUGGUUUCAGAACCGUCGGGUCAAGCACAAAAAGGAAGGGAAGAGCGGGAGUUUGCAGCGCGCCCACCCCAACUGCAAGUGCAACUCCCUGAUAUCGGCCAAGUGCGGUGGGGAGGAAGCAGGGUCGCCCAUGUCACCCUCAUCACCGGGCAAAGACGACAGAGACUUGACAGUCACUCCGUGAGAGCCUUGAAAAUAAAACUCAGCCAAACCAACGCAGCCAAGAGUCAUCAACCAUUCUUCCGCCUUGCAUUUAAAACAAAAGACCUUUAAUAUGUUGCCUUUUUCAAAACAGAUAUGUAAAUAAAUCCCUAAUGGAGAAUUCCCCCGAGUGAUCCCAGCACGGACUCUAAAAAAAUCCGAGCAACAGCAUUAGAACAUGUAAUUAAAUGUAUAAAACGCUCUUCUCUAGCUAUAAGUUCUUUAAAAAAGAAAGUUAAGGUGCGCAUUUG
Molecule: messenger RNA, 1222 nt
Organism: Amblyraja radiata (thorny skate)
Lineage: Eukaryota; Metazoa; Chordata; Chondrichthyes; Rajiformes; Rajidae
Gene: gsx1
Product: GS homeobox 1
Exons: 2
Coding region: 76-954 (292 amino acids)
Biological process (GO): regulation of DNA-templated transcription
Cellular component (GO): nucleus
Molecular function (GO): DNA-binding transcription factor activity, RNA polymerase II-specific; sequence-specific double-stranded DNA binding
Source: RefSeq, a predicted model, not a curated record